Messenger RNA from Pteronotus mesoamericanus, 6292 nucleotides. It is a transcript of the gene RESF1, whose product is annotated as retroelement silencing factor 1. The record is from RefSeq and is a predicted model, not a curated record. The coding region runs from base 457 to 5751 and encodes 1764 amino acids. Gene Ontology annotation, molecular function: histone methyltransferase binding. The transcript has 9 exons. NCBI's taxonomy places the organism in Eukaryota, Metazoa, Chordata, Mammalia, Chiroptera, Mormoopidae. Gene Ontology annotation, cellular component: nucleus.
GGGCCCAGCUGUUCCCUGAGCGGGUCUCCCUGCUGGACCCGCCCCUGAAGGCGGACCGGAGUUGACUUAAACUCUGGGACCCGGGAGGCCAGCUCGUCCUCCUCCUACCCCUGCUGGAUUCCGUGCUCUGCGGACCAAACAAUUAAACAUUGUGGAGGGACACUGACUUGUUUGGGGUGAAAUUUGCAACAUAUACAACAUAUACAAUGAAAGAGUAACACCUACUUUAAAGGAUCAGGUUCUCCAUUUCUGCGAAGGAACCUGGGAAUUUGGAAACUAGGGCUACUCCUGUGUGGAGGAGAUUUCGUAAGUUCAGCCACAGCUGGGGUUUUGUCAGGCUGGAGCUGAAGCCACCGAGUCACACCAGCUGGGGUUAGAGUCUUGAAAUCUAAGUUCAGAUUUCCUCUCAUUCAAAAAAACUGACUUUUAAUACACCUCUACUACAUCAAAUCAACAAUGAACUGGAAUGCAAAACCAGAGAGUGUCACCGUACCACCGUUGUAUCCUAAAACCCAGUCAUCUUUUUUGGAGACGACUUUAAUAAACACACCAUCUCAAGGGUCUUUAAACUCUCCUGGAAAUAACCAACCAGCAUGCAUGUUUCUCAGUAAUUCAAAUCCAGUUUCACAGCCACUGCACAACAUCAGAAAUUAUAAAACUCCUCAACAAAUCUCAGUGUCUGAUAUGCAUAGUGGGACAAUUGUGGCCUCACAAAAUUCAGUAGAAAGAAUAACAUAUGCAAAUAUGAAAGGACCUACACAACUUAAUCACAGUGUGCAAAUGUCUUCAGGAGUUACACAAAAUACAUGGUUGGACUCACCAGUGAGGAAUUCUAUGUUUUCUCAUACAGGAACGACUGUAUCUCAACAAACUGGGUUUAGAACCAAUAUACCCAAUGUAAAUGUAGUACAGAAUCAAUUUGUAACAUCAGAUACUACCUAUUCUAUGCAAGUACAGAUGAUCCCUUCUAAUUCUAUAAGAGUUCCUGUAACUUAUCAAGGAAACCAGAGAAUUAACUCAUCUUUAUCAGAGCGACAGGGUGACUGGGCACAACCGUAUACAGCCAGUGGACUAACUUAUCCAGAUUACAGACCACUUCCAAGGCAAUACACUUACGCACCACGAAGCUUUUUGCAAAAUCCUACUCUCCAGAAACAAAAUCCUAUGCCACCUACAUCAAUACAAGCUAAAAAUAGUCUUUCUCUAAAUUCUGCACUGAAUUUACACUCAAAGCAGCCUGCAACUGUACAGUCCUAUCAAUAUGCAGUUACUCAGAUUGACAAAAGACCUCCUCCUCCUCCUUAUGACUGUAGAUAUGCAAGCCAGCCUUUCCAAAAUACUCGGAAUGUUAUUCCUCAGAGUCAAGAAGCACAGUUACCUGAAAUAAGGAAUGCCUUUUGCAGAGACUUUCAACAGCAAAACAUUAAUGAAAGUGUCAGCACGAUUGGAAAUUUCUGUAACUUGAAAGUAAAUACUAAUGUCAGUCAGCCUUUUAAUGACCCCAUUAGAUUUCCCGUGGAUAGUGUUCAGAUUCUUGCUCAAAAUAAUCAAGAAGAAAGAGUAGAUUCUUGCAAUCUAACUUCAAAUCAAGCACUGGACACAAGUGCCACAAAAGAAAAGUUAGUGAGGGAUAUUAAAACACUAGUAGAAAUGAAAAAGAAAUUUUCUGAACUGGCAAGGAAAGUUAAAAUUGAUAAAAAUGUUUUGAUGGCAGCAGGUUGUAUUAAAGCAGCUAAUAACUCUUACAGAGAAUCAGCUCAAAACUCUGAACUGUCUCUGAAACAAACUGCCAAAAUCCAGUCUGGACAACAGAUAACUCUAGUCACUCCAGAAACUGCAGAGGAUAAACAACCAACAAUAAUGGAAACUACAGAAGAAACAAGUAGAACACACAGUACGUUGGACAUGAAUUGCAGAAAUAUUAACCAGGCCAAUUCCGUUUUAAUAAAUUCUGUGUGUUCAGAAAAGGUGCCAGUGCCAGAUCAGUCACAUGAUUUGAAAGUUACAACUUGUUUAAAGACAUCAACUGUUGAGACUACCCAUGCAACAUUAAAUAACACCCUGUUUUCAUCAGGAAAUUUAGUUAAUGUUGAAGAAAAUGUCAAAACAAAUUCUGAAACAAUUUCUGUUCCUCAGUCUGUGGCCUUUGAGGAAUAUGCUUCAAAGUAUCUAAAUAAAAAUAGACUACUUCUCAGUCUCCUUGCACAUGGAGAUAAAAUUGGGAAAAAAUUAUUAAAAGAUGGUUGUGAAACUAUUCAGGAUUCAAAACCAUAUAGUUUUGAAAUGAAUCCCAAUACCCAAAUCACUGGUAACUAUCUGAACUUGAAAAACAUGGAAACUCCAAGUACUUGCAAUAAAGAUGCCAAGAUUUCAGACAGUUCUUUUUGCUUUGAGAAUAAAUCGUCAACAAAUGGAUUAACUUCUAAAAGUGACAGCCACUGUUCUAUGGAAUUACUAGCAACGUGUCUUUCUCUGUGGAAAAAGCAACCUUCAGAACCUACAGAAAAAAAACAGUGUAAUGAGUCAGCAAUAAACAGAACAGCAGUUGGAAUUUCAAAGCCUGUGGAAAUCUGUGAUAAGAGUCCAUUUUCAGUUGUGGGAAAUUCUCAGAGUAAGAUAGUAAACUCACAAGUAACAACUCUGCCAAUGAUAGUACAGAAUUAUGAUUCUUCAGGUGCAACUAUUUCCAAGGGAACAGAACUGCAGAUUGCUGUAGUGUCCCCUCUAAUUCUUUCAGAUGUCAAAACAUUUCCUGUCAAAGGAGUAACAUCAGAAGCUUUACCUGAAACAAUAUAUCCAGUUAUUAAAGAAGGCAGUGUUUGUAGCUUACAGAAUCAGUUGGCAGAAAAUACAAGAGUUAGUGCUGCUUUGAAAGUUAAUGAACCGGUUCCAAGUACAUCAACAAACACCAAGAAUUUCCCACUAAUUCAGAAGGAAAAACAAAGUGCAUCAACUAAUGGUAACUCAGAAGGUACACCUAAUAUCAGUCAAGGAAAACAUAUGUCAGAACCAGGUAUUCACUUUACUGUAAGUGAUCAGCAAGCCUUGUCUAAAUCAAGGGACAGUGAUAUUGUAAGUAGUGAUUUGUUACAGAUUGACAAUAUAUGUUCUCUUGUUGAAGGUGAUACAUCUUACAAUUCCCAAAUAGCAGAGAUAUUCAAUUCACCUGUGAAAAAGGUUGAGCCACAGAAAUCUCCUCUGCUCAAUCUCCAAGUGAUUAGUAGUAGACAACAAAAAGAACCAUUAGACAUCACAGAAAAGAAAGACUUUCAUUUUCAAAAAGAAAACUUUGUACAGUGCAUGGAUGUUUCACAUAAAAUACCUAAAAUACCUGAUCAGUCAAAGUCACUGCAACCUCCAGAAUCAUUUUUGAAGAAUGUUAACGCAAAGAGUGAAAUAGAGAAAGUCGAUUUGGAGCAUAUCACUAAAAAAGAAUUCACAGCUAUAGACUCAUGUUCAUUAGCUGCUGUUCAGCAGGAGAGUAACAAUGCUCAGGAAAUUGAUGUGUCCUGCAAUUACACUGCCAAGGAUCCUGCAAGAAAUGAGAUUCUCAAUGAUAAAACAUCCACCCUAUAUCCACAUGAUCAGCUGUCAGAACUUUUAAAAGAAUUUCCCUAUGGUAUUGAAGCAGUGCUCACACGUGAAAGUUAUGUGGCACAACAAAUAACAGACCAAAUCUCAAAAGAUAAGCCUUGUGAUAAAACCAGCUGUGAUUCCAAAGACUCAAGAGACCAAAUUAAAAUUACAAUAUUAAACUCAGAGCAAAUGAAAGAAUUAUUUCCUGAACAGAAUGAUCAACCCUGUGAGGAAGACACAUUGACAGAAUCUCAGAAACAAAAUCCUAUCACAAAAGAAGGCAGCCAGUGUGCCCAACAAGAACCUACAGGUGGAGAAGGUUGUAAUUCUGUAAUGGAUUCAGAGAAAGAUGAUGUCCGUUGCUGUGCAUUGGGAUGGCUUGCUAUGGAAUAUGAAGGAGUACCCCAGUGCCAGUGUGAUUCCAUCAAGGACUCAACUUCAAAGGUAGACAAAGGGAAAGAUCAGUGUUCUUUGGGGACCAGCAGUUGUAAGCAAGAAGAGAGUACCUCUGAUAGAGAUGUUCCUAUAGGAUAUAAUAAUCCUCCAAUUAACCACCCGAAGAUUGCUCUGACUUUUCCAGAUGGGAAAAACGAUUUUCCUGAAAUAGAACAGGGCAAGGAUAUGAAAGGGACCUCCAAAACAAAAAACAGCUCACUAAGGACACAACAAGAAUUACCAAAAAAACUGGAUUCCUUACAGUGUUAUAAAAAGAAAGAAAAACUGAAAUUUCAUGAGGUAACUUUCCACUCUAGUAAUAAAAUAAAAUUUUCUCAAGAGAGUUUGCAGAGGAAGCUCAUAACACAAAACUCACAUCCACUAAAAGCAAAGACAAGUUUCUUGGCAAAUAAAAAUAAAGAUCUACAUAGGAAGAAUGGUUCUUUGGUACAACCAAUAUUGCCAGAAAAGAGAAAAUUGAAAGCAGGUGACUCUGAACUCAAAGUUUCAGAAAAAAGGAAGUUAGGGGAAGGGAGCAUACUUGAUUCAGAUACUAAAAGGAUAAAGUAUAAUAAACAAGAGCAGAAUAAAAAUGGAGGUAGUAUAUUUAAAAUAUGUAAUUUUCUGUCAAACCGAGAUGAAAGAGCCAAAGUCAAAGAAAAGAGUAUAUCAAAUGUUAAGUCCUCAGGCUCUAAGGAUAGUACAUCUAAAAAUAAUAGAGUUCUAUCACAGGAGUAUUUACAAAGACAGAAACAUAAAGAAACAAUGGGUAUCAAAGCAUCAAAGAAAAACUGUGGGAGAAAUAUACUAGGCGAUUUUCAAUACAUGAAGGCCAGUAAAGUUUCUGUGCAAGUAGGAAGUUGUGGGAAAUCAAAUGAGAGAAACAGCAGUGUACAAACUUCAAAAGAAUCAUUAUGUACAAGCCAUGACAAAAACAUCAAAACCUACCAUCCUGAGGGGUCUAAAACCUGCCUUUCAGAAAAUGUUAAAGAAACAGUCGGUGGAAAGCAACCUGAUAAAAUGUGGAUUGAUAAAACCAGUUUAGACACAAAUCUAAGCAAUGUUAACAAUGGAGUUGAACUCAGCCAGAUGUCAGCUCAAGCAAAGGAGCAAAGGAAACAAUAUCUGAACAGAGUUGCCUUUAAAUGCACUGAACGUGAGAGCAUUUGUCUCACAAAAUUAGACAGUUUACCCAAGAAGUUGAAUAAAGAAAAGAGAUUGGAAGAUAAACCUAAGAGCCCAUUACCUGAGAAAGAUACCACUGAAAAACAAAGCAUGCUGGAGUUUAAAUUAUGUCCAGAUGGACUGAUUAAUAAGAGUACAAACUCCGUUGAAGAACAGAAGGAUCAGCAGCCUUGUCCUAGGAAGGAUCAAGCCCCUGUGCAAGUUACAGGAAUAAAAAGCACAAAAGAAGACUGGAUAAAAGGUGCACCUGAGGAGAAAAGGAUUCCAGAAGCAAAUCAAGAAAUAGCAAAUGGAAAUGACAGCAAGAAGUUCAAAGGCGACAACGGAAUUGCAGGUGUGCCCUCCAGAGUGGUCCGUAUCUGGAAGCUCCCCAAUGAUGUCACUGAGGAUGAUAAUGAUUUGGGUAAUUCAAGAAACGCCAAGAGAACCUUCAGUGCAGAUGGAUUUGAGACACUACAAAACCAAGUAAAGGAUUCAAAAGCAAUGUUUCAAACCUACAAAAAGAUGUACCUGGAGAAGAGGAGCAGAAGCCUUGGUAGCAGCCCUUUAAAAUAAUUUAGAGACUUUAAUUCUGAUGGUCCUGUAAUUGCCAUGAGAAAAUUGUUGUCAUUUUCUGUUGGGAAUAUUUUGCUGGAAACAUACAGAAUCGCUACGAUAAAAUUAAUUGGUAAGAGUUUGGUUACAAUUUAGAUUAUGUAUAUCAUUGAAAUUACUUAAAAUGGCUUAAGAAACUUAUUUGUGGGGUAGCAGACAAGAAGUUGAUGGCAUUUGUUAAGGAAACCAUAAGGUAUUGAAUUUCAAAAUUAUUGAGCCAAGUUUACCAUUGUUUUAAAAGAAAUUCUUUACAAAUUUUAUUUUGAAAUGCUAAGCAUCUAUUUUGAGGGAAAACUAGUCUUCAGUUAAUAGCUUGUUUGCUUUAGCUGUGACUGCAAUUAUAUUUUUGUUUCAAAACUAAGUUUUUAGAAGUGCUCACUGUGAAUGUCAAAGUAUAUUCCUACGUAUUUUAAUACCUAAUUGUAAACUUUGUCAAAAGCCUUGUUUUAUACUUGUUAAACUGAACAGAAUUUUGGGUAAUAUUGAAACAUUACUUUUCAUA